GUUUUUUAUGAAGUUUCAUUCUUGAGAGAACCGGACCGCACCGGACUAGUCACCCCAGAGCGAUGCACAGCGCAAUUCACUGUUGUUUUUCUAGACACGGUUUGAGCAGCAUACAGACUAGAACACGUUUUUGUGAAAGAAAAACCUGUCUGACAAACGUGCUGUGGUUGCAGUCAAAUCUCCUACACCAGUGUUUUUUAAAUGUCGGGUCUGGUCCCACUGGAGGGCUGCAACUGAUUCCUUUCAGGUCUGGAUCCUGGCACAAUAAGCAUUGGAGUUGGUGACAGCAGAAUCACUAUUCCACCAUUUUGUUAGUCAGUUCUUUACCCAGCAUAAGCCAUGUUCAGCCUGUCAGAGCUGGCCUCUCUGAGUGAGCGUCAGGGCAGCUCCAAGCUGCUGAAGCCCUGGUGGGAGGUCUUCAUGGAGUACCUGGUGGUGCUGAUGCUCAUGGUAUCUGUGUUGUCAGGCACCCUGUUGCUAUCUCGAGACAGGGUGGUGUGUCUCCCCCUGGACCUCACUACCACCCCUACUAACCAGAACACCUCCUCCAGCAGUGGUGCCGUACCUCAACCCCACCCCCCUAACAGGCCCCCCACCAAACCAUCCCCCCUACCAGCCAGCCCUUGGACCCCUGCUAGGGGCAGACGCACCCACCUGGACUACCAGCAGUAUGUCUACAUUAGCCAGGUGUGCUACCACGAGGCCCUGCCCUGGUACUCCCGCUUCUUCCCCUAUGUGGCUCUACUCCAGUCCCUGGUGCUAUUGGCCAGCGGUUGCUUCUGGUUCCACUUCCCUCUCACCUCUGCCCGCAUAGAGCACUUCCUGACCAUCCUGGCCAAGUGCUGUGAGUCUCCCUGGACCUCCCGCGCCCUGUCCCAUGCCGCCCGCCAGGAGGAGGGAGGGGAAGAGACAGGCCCCCAGGAUCUCCAAACACCUCCUCCUACUCUCCUGUUUUCACCCCCUGUACCCCGCAACCGCCAGUCCAGCCUGGACUCCGGCACAGACAGCCCCCUGCUGGUGAGAUCGGAUAGCACGUCCACUGCCGCCCCUCCCUCGCCCUGCCCCUCCACUCUCUCCCGGACCUCCUCCCUGUCCACCAUGUCUCUGUCCCGGGCCCAUGUCCCGGCUUCUAAAUCCCCUGUGGUGCUGGAUGGUUCACGGCGGGUUGCCAGUUUGGACCGGAGUGACGGGGAGCAGGCCAGGGCACUGUUCGAGAGGGUGCGCCGCUUCCGCUCCCACUGUGAGAACUCUGAAGUCAUCUACAAGGUGUACUUGGCCCAGACGGCGUUCAAGGUGCUGCUGGUGGUGCUGAUAGUGGGCUACACCACCCCUCUGAUGAGCUCCAUCUCAUUCACCCACACCUGCCUACCCCAGGCCCACGCCCUGACUGGCUACAGUGCCUUUGAGUGUACCCAUGCCCUGGCCUCUGUCCUCCACAAGUUGCUGCUGGCCUAUGUCAGCCUGGUGGGGCUCUUUGGCCUGCUGAGCAUCUACACCCUCAGCUGGAUCCUUCACAGCUCCCUGCGUCAAUACUCCUUUAACAAACUGAGGGAGCUGGGCUCCAUGAGGGAUGUCCCUGAUUUAUGUAAUGACCUGGCCUUCCUGUUACACAUGGCUGACCAGUACGACCCCCUACUGGCCCAGCGCCUUUCCGUCUUCCUGUCACCUGUCAGCGAGACACGCCUGCUGGAGGAGAGCCUGGAGAGGCGCUGGGGUGCCGAGAGGCUGCGCUCCAUGACCACGGUCGACCCAGAGGGACGGCCCCUGCUGCAGCUGGUGGCCCUGCCGCGCCUGCCGCCCGCCCUCUUCACCCUCAGCCAGCUGGUGGUGCUCAAGCUGGAGCUCAUCUCAGACGCCAAGCUCCCCGCACAGGUGGCCAACAUGACCUCACUCAGGGAGCUUCAUUUGUACCACUGUACUGCAGCCAUGCAGCCUGGUGCCCUGGUGGUUCUGCAGGAGCGUCUGGAGGCCCUGCACCUCACCUUCACCCAGGCUGCAGAGAUCCCUGGCUGGGUCUACUCUCUCCGCGGCCUGCAGGAGUUGCACCUUUCUGGCCGGCUGGGCUGUGAGGGCGGGGUGGGUCGUGGUUGGGCCCUGGGAAGCCUCAGGCAGCUCCGCCAUCUCCGGGUGCUGGUCCUGAGGGGCAUGCUGCAGCGUGUGCCCGGGGAGCUGGGGGAGUUGGCAGGGAGCCUGGUGAGGCUGGAGAUCCACAACGAGGGCUCCAGGCUGCUGGUGCUGACGGGCCUGCGGCGUGUGGCCGGCCUAACCGAGUUGCAGCUGCAGGACUGCCACCUGGAGCGCCUGCCCUCUGCCCUGCUGGCCCUCACCAGCCUGCGCACCCUGGACCUGCAGCACAACAGCCUGCGCACCCUGGAGGAGCUUCUAGGGCUGGCACACCUCCGCCGCCUCUCCUGUCUCAGGCUGGCCCAUAACCGUGUUCUGGCCCUACCGGCUAGUGUUGGUGUACUGCGUGCUCUGGAGCUCCUGGACCUGGGGUACAACCAGCUCCAGAGCCUUCCCCCGGCCCUCUUCACCCUCCACCACAUACGUCGCCUCCUACUGGCUGGCAACCUGCUGGACGAGCUGUCAACAGAGGUAGGGGCGCUGACAUUUCUCACCGAGCUGGACCUGAGUGGGAACAGGCUGGAGAGUCUGCCUCCAGAGCUCUUCAGUCGCUGUUUGGAGCUGCGGAGCCUGAAUGUAUCCCACAACUCCUUGGGUUCCCUGCCUCCAGGGCUAAGCAACCUGAGUCACCUGUCCCGCCUGGACCUGCGCAACAACAGUCUAGAAGAGCUGCCCAUGGAGCUGGGCUGCUGUUCAGGACUGCAUGGAGAAGGUCUGCUGGUGGAGGACUGGCUGCUCCAUGCACUGCCACGACAUGUGAAGGAGUUCCUAACCCAGCCGGGCUCUCAUACCGGCAAAUCCUUAGAAUCACACUCCCGUCCAGACUCAGAUAGCUUCCCCUACUUCUCGGCUACCCAGUGGAGUUUCUCCUCCGCUCUGGAAUCACGGAUAUAGAACUGGAGAUGAAUAUUGUCUAACCUGUCAUAGAAUACAUUCAACAUCUUGUAGUGUUUGUAUUGAUUUGGACAAUUGAUAUAUUUUUUAAUGCUUAUUUUAUUUCUGACAUUUUAUUUUUUACCACCUAUUUUUCUUAUUGACCACUCUUUUCUAUGUUUAUCACUUGUUGAGUUUGUGGGGUACAUCACUGCAGCGCUGACACAUCCACAAUCUUUCUAGACAAAAAGUGAUUUUACAUGAAAGUUCAUAGACUUUGCUGCAGUAAAAUGUUUGAUACCUUAUGUCCCUGUACAGUUUAUAUAACAUCCAUAUAUGUAACCCUUUGGAAAAACUGA
This is a messenger RNA of Oncorhynchus gorbuscha (pink salmon), 3356 nucleotides long. RefSeq names its product volume-regulated anion channel subunit LRRC8D-like. The transcript is spliced from 5 exons. Gene Ontology annotation, molecular function: protein binding. NCBI's taxonomy places the organism in Eukaryota, Metazoa, Chordata, Actinopteri, Salmoniformes, Salmonidae. The coding region runs from base 340 to 3018 and encodes 892 amino acids. The record is from RefSeq and is a predicted model, not a curated record.